Molecule: messenger RNA, 4451 nt
Organism: Penaeus indicus
Lineage: Eukaryota; Metazoa; Arthropoda; Malacostraca; Decapoda; Penaeidae
Product: activating signal cointegrator 1 complex subunit 2-like
Exons: 17
Coding region: 188-2821 (877 amino acids)
Biological process (GO): regulation of DNA-templated transcription
Molecular function (GO): ubiquitin binding
Source: RefSeq, a predicted model, not a curated record
ACCAUAAAACCACAGAAAAGGGGUGAAAAGAACACACUACUCGGCUCCCUCGCCCCUAUCACACGAGCGCCUCACAACCCGAACCCCAACAACCACAGCUGAUUUCGCCAGGUUGAAGGGGCUCACUUCACAGCAGCUGUUGGUUGUGUGACGUUUUAUUUCUGUUGUGAGGUCGGCGGGUGUCGGGAUGAGCAGCACGGGAGCUAUUCCUAAGGGGGGAGUGAGGCCUAAGGAUGAUAGUGAAAUCUCAGGGGAACCAUUAGAUAAGAAAUUUAUCACAGAAACCACCAAGGGUUUGGAGAAAAGAAUACCAGCAUUGCACAUAGGAUGGGUUGAGAAAGGGACAUACAUCAAGUACGACCCGCCUCCGUUGCCAGACGACGAUGGAAUCCUGCCGCCAGGAGCUCGCGAGUCUUGGAUGGAACAGAUGGAGUUCUUUGAGCAGGAUUUGCAGAAUCUCUUAAAUCUUCCACAUCAUAGAUUUUGGUCACAUGUAGUGUAUGACACAGCAAUCCAUGAAUGUCUGGAGUCCUACAUAACCAGUGGUCCAAGAUGGUAUGAUGACGACACAUUGGACCACUAUUCACAGCCAAUUGUAGAAAGUAUACACAAGCUGGUGUUCCUGAUAUAUGUACGAAUGGCUACCUUUAAGGAAUCUAAGACCUGUCACAUAACCCCUUCUGCAUUUGGUGAUAUUAUUUACGAUAAUUUCCUUUUUGAUAUAUGCAAAUUACUUGACAUCUGUGUUCUGUAUGGUCCGAACAAUUAUGCAUUGAUUGGAAAAAUGAUCUCGAACAUCUUUACAAACCAACCCAAAUAUUAUGAUGAUCUUGAGCAGAUUAUGUCUUCCAUGAAUAUGGCUUUAGAAAAUAUUGAAGAGAAAUUGAAUGUUGCAGAGAAUUAUAUACCUGUUGCCCUAGGUAGUUCAGAGGGAGAGUUAUCGUUAGCAGAUUUGCACGAUCUAACCUUAUACCUACUAGACACAUUCUAUUCUCUGCAAAUGCUCAUUUCUCUUCAUCCCCCGGCAGCAAGAAUUUUCCAUAAAGCCUCGUUUGAAUUAAGGUUAUCAACUUGUUACGAAAGAGUCAUUCCAUCUCUAAUGGAGAACCUGAGUGACUGGUCUCAAGAACCAGAUCAUGCACUAUGGGCCACCAAGCUCAUUCAAAAGGUCCAAAUAGCUAGGGCAUCCAUGCUCGCAACCUUUAGAUAUAUUUUGCACAACAAAUGUAUAGCUCCUCUGAACACAAGUGAUAAACCAGUGUCAAUUACAGUAGAAGGAUGCAUUGAGAAAUUUGUUCAAGUCAUGUCAACUUGCGUGGAAGAGAAAGUUUUCAUUUCUGACUACUGCUCAUUAUAUCCCUUGAGCAAAGAAACUGAAUUCUACCAGGAACAUGGAGGUGACAUCACAAAUCUUAGCUUUAUUACUGAUGCAGUGCAGUCGGUUCUCUUAGAGAUGGGAUUGUCAAAUGACCUGAAGGAAUUAACACUACAAGAGGGAGCUGAGAAUUCAGUUGAUGUAAGUGGCAUGAAUGGGUAUGCAGAGGUAGGCUCAUCGUUACCAACAGACAUAGAAAUGGCUUCUUUGGUGUCGAGUGUUCAGGAUCUUCUUCCUGAUUUAGGAGCAGGUUUCAUCCAGGAAUGUCUGAAAUACUAUGGUUAUUCAUCAGAAGAAGUUAUCAAUGCACUCUUAGAAGGCAACCUACCUCCAUCUCUUAUCACUCUAGAUCGCAAUAUGCCUGCAACUGAACCACCUCCUGCAACUGAACCACCUGUAGAAGAAAAGAAUGAGGCAAAAACUGUACGACAAGUAGACUACAUGGACAGGGCCAAUGUCUAUGACAAUGAUGAAUUUGAUGUAUUCAAUAAAAAAGAAGUUGAUAUGUCUAAAAUUCAUAAAGGCAAGAAGUCUGAUAGGCAUAAUAAAGAAAACAUGGACAAAGCAAGUAUAGACAAGGUGAAGGAGAUAGCAAGAAUGUACGAUGAAAGAGGAGGAAGAAGCAUAUAUGAAGAUGAGCUGAUGGUUGAUGAGGAUGAAGAGGAUGACUACAAUAAAUGGAACUAUAAUGAUGAAUACGAUGACACCUACGAUGAUAAUGACACAAGAAACAUUGAUGACUUUGAAAUUGAUAAAAAAGUAAAGAAACGUCCCGGUAUUAUUGGAGCCGGUGCACUGAAUAACCGCUUCCAGUAUGAUGACGAUUCAGACGAAGAAGAAAUGGAAGAGGAGGCUCAGACCAGUUCUCAGCAGGAAGCUCCAGGGACUCAGGGCCCAAAGCAAGGAUACCCUGGCGGUGCACGGCCAAAGAACAAAGGCAGUACGAGAGGCGUGCAAAGGCUUCAGUCCAACAAUAAAUCAAGCAAGCCGAAAGGAAAGACACCCACGCCAGACAGGGAACAGGAGGAAGAAUCCAAUAAACGGGAGGAGGAACAGAAUAAAACUAGCAGAAGCUCGGGAGUGAAUUUUAUACCUUUCUGCGAGAAUCCAGAGGACGUAAGGAAGCGGAGAGAACAACAAAGACUGAAUAAUAUGGCAAACAGAGGAUAUAGAGGCAGAGGAGGAAGACCAGGAAGAGACACAGAAGCUCAAAAUGGUUUUGAUGGAGAGAAGAGGCCCAAGGUGUCCACCAGCUCAAACAAGAACAGCGGGAAAAGCUGGCGUUCUGGCGAAUGGAACGAAGACGACAACAAAAGACCCGGAGGCAAAUACAAAGAAGACACAAACCAUGGAAAGAUGCAGAGCAGGGACUACCGUCACAAGAUGAUCCACAAGAAUGAGCACAAGCGGCAAGGGGCACAAGCCAAAUUCAACAGAAAUAAUUAAGUGGUUGAAAUAUGAAGGAUUGAACUUAAUUCCAAGGGUUUAAGUUAUCAGAGAUCUGUUGUAUGGUAUGUGUCAACUAAAAAAAGUGCUAUCACUAGUAUAUAGAAGAUCUAUAUAAUUGGUCAUAUCAAAAGCUUUAACUUUUCAGAGCAGCAUAGGUACCCAUUUGGAGUAUUUGGAGUGCAAUUCUAUAGAAGUGAAAAGUGAGAAAAAAAAAUAUUUUUGUGAUAUGCAAUUAUUAAUAAACUUGUUAAACACUGUUUUGGGUUACUAGUAAUUUGUUGAGAGUACAGCUAACUUGGAGUUAUCUUGCUGUUUGUGAUAUAAUUAAAAUUUUAGCAGGUACCUAUAAAUCUUUAUAUCAUCAGCUACUGGAGUUAUUGAUUACAAAAUGUAAUGAAUAGUAACUUUUAUAUUAUUUUAUUUUAUGAUAUGCAAAUAUAAGUGGAUUUGUUAACAUGCUAAUGUUUUGAAUAAUCCUAUAUCUAGUAAGCUAACUUGCUUUGUGCUAUGGAAAUAUUUAUGCAUGAAGUUGAAAGAGGUGCAUGAUUGGCUAAAAGAUUUGUUUCUUGCUCAUAAUUAUCAUAUUAAAUAUUUUCCAACACUUGAAUUAUAAUUAGAAAGCAAAAAGAAGAUCUGAAAAGCACAAAGCAAAUGGUUAAUGCAUUAUUCCAUAAACUGAAAAUGACUGUUCCAAUUUUUUUUUUCAGGAAAUAAUUAGUUUCCUCUGCCUUUCACUUAUACAUGGUACAUUAAGAGUAUUAGCUUUGAAAAAGAAAAGAAAAGAAAAAUGUCUCAUGAUUUAUGAAUGUACAUGCAGUUAUUUUAGAUUAUGAAUACUUCUGUAACUGUAAAGUUUUGUCAUUGUAUCUAGGGACAUUUUCAACUAGUAAUGAAAAGAAUGACUAUAUAUAUGUUCUGUGCCAAAAUCUCAGCACCUCACUUGUGAAGGAUAAAUAUCUGUGAUUUAUUUACACUCUGUAUUUCUUCGUAAGAGUGUUUGCAAAGUCAGAAAUGAAUUGCUUCUACUGUAUGAAUUUUUUUCCAAGAUAAGUUUGCAAGAAACUGUAGGUAUUAAUAUUGUUCUUGUUGAUAAGGUAAAAGUUCCUAUAUCUAAUAGAAACUGUAUUAUAAUAUACUGACAAAGUAAAUGGCGACUGUAGUGUACUGAAAGAAAGUAAGAAAAUUGGAAAUCAUACAAACUAAAACUUUUAUACAUUAAGAGUGAGAAAUCAUCUAGUUAUAAAUGAAUACCAUAUUUCAAAGUGAACGAAGAGCAAGACAGAGGUAUAUAUUUUAGUGUUUAAUUAGAUGUCAUUUGCUGUUGUUAAAUUAAUCCACAGUGGUGAUUAGAGGUCCAGUUUUAAUAGAUGAAUUAAGAAUAAUGCGUAAAAAAAAAAUUUGUCAAAAGACAGAGAAAAGAUUACUUGAGUAAAAAAAUUAUGAGUGAAAUGGAAAAUUGAAAAUUACUGCAACAUGCCAGUAGAGCUAAAAUCUUUCAAAAAAACUAUAAAUUGAAUUAUAAGGUGACAUGUUUAUUGCUAGGGAUCCUAUCAAAACUUUUUCAUGUGCAUUGUUAUUGAUUCAAGGGAAAUAAAACCAUUAUUUGAAAUAACAAUGUAUACAUAAA